AGAGGCGGGGGAGAGGGGGUUACGUAGUGACGUUAAUUCUAUAUGAGCGCGAGCGGCGGGAGCUUGGGUCUUUUUACCGCCGGCUGCGAGACGUUUCUUCCUCAAUCCUGAGUCACUGCGAGACCCGGCCUCGCGCAGAGGUUUGCUGAGGUCUGGAAAUAUGGCAGACAUUGACAACAAAGAACAGGCUGAGCUUGACCAGCAAGAUAUGGAAGAUGUUGAAGAAGUAGAAGAAGAAGAAUCUGGUGAGGAUGCUAACAGUAAAGCACGCCAACUAACUGUACAAAUGAUGCAGAAUCCUCAGAUUCUUGCAGCCCUCCAGGAAAGGCUUGAUGGCUUGGUGGGAACACCUACAGGAUAUAUAGAAAGCUUGCCUAAAGUAGUUAAAAGACGAGUAAAUGCACUCAAGAAUCUUCAAGUUAAAUGUGCACAGAUAGAAGCAAAGUUUUAUGAAGAAGUUCAUGAAUUGGAAAGGAAAUAUGCUACUCUUUAUCAGCCCUUAUUUGACAAGAGAAGUGAAAUAAUCAAUGCUGUUUAUGAACCUACUGAAGAAGAAUGUGAGUGGAAAACAGACACGGAAGAAGAAAUUUCAGAGGAAAUGAAAGAGAAGGCCAAGCUUGAAGAGGAGAAAAAAGAUCAAGAAAAAGAUGAUCCUAAAGGAAUUCCUGAAUUUUGGCUGACAGUAUUCAAGAAUGUCGAUUUACUCAGUGAUAUGGUUCAGGAACAUGAUGAACCUAUCCUGAAGCAUUUAAAAGAUAUUAAAGUGAAGUUUUCAGAAGCCGGAGAACCUAUGACUUUUACUUUAGAAUUCCACUUUGAACCUAAUGAAUUUUUCACAAAUGAAGUAGUAACAAAAACAUACAGAAUGAGGUCAGAACCUGAUGAUUCUGAUCCUUUCUCCUUCGAUGGACCAGAAAUUAUGGGUUGCAUAGGGUGCCAAAUAGACUGGAAAAAGGGGAAAAAUGUUACUUUGAAAACUAUAAAGAAGAAACAAAAGCACAAGGGGCGUGGAACAGUUAGAACAGUGACAAAAACAGUUUCCAAUGAUUCCUUCUUCAAUUUUUUCAGUCCUCCAGAAGUUCCUGAAAGUGGAGACUUGGAUGAUGAUGCUGAAGCAAUUCUUGCAGCUGAUUUUGAAAUUGGCCAUUUUCUACGGGAGCGCAUAGUUCCACGAUCAGUAUUGUAUUUUACAGGAGAAGCCAUUGAAGAUGAUGACGAUGAUUAUGAUGAAGAAGGUGAGGAAGCUGAUGAUGAGGAAGGGGAAGAAGAAGCAGAUGAAGAAAAUGAUCCAGAUUAUGAUCCAAAGAAGGAUCAAAACCCAGCAGAAUGCAAGCAGCAGUGAAACAGUGUGUAUGUGGCCUUGAGGAUUAUCUGCACUGUAAUAGCCUAAAUACAACUAUUAGUUACUUACAGCCUUAUGUUUUGUAUCUUGGUAGAAUUAAGUAAACAUUUUGUUAAAACAAACUGACAGAACCGGUUUAAAAUGUAGGUUCCUUGUACCUAGCAUUUUAAUAGUACUUUUCUGCCGAUAUGUAGAAUGCAGUAAAUCCUAAAGCAUGAAUUGUUAAUUCAUUGCUAUAUAUAGUUUGGUUCUAGUGAAGUCUGUUGUCAUGUAGCUAUUAGACUGCAGCUGUGAAGAUAUCAGAACUCUUGACGGAGACCACUAUUUGUUUAGAAAAGAUCCUUUCCCAGAGAACCAACCAAAGUAUUUUUGGCCCAGUAGUUUAAAUGGGUUUAAUUCUGCUUGCACUGGCUGUGCCUUCAUUACUUUGUCAUAGAAAUAGCAGUGACUUGUACUAAUUAGGAAAUGACAUACGUUUCAAAUUUCAUAACUUCCAUAUAAACUGUUAAUUUCCAUCAAGACCACAUUGAAUGUUCAUAAUUGUUUGCUUGUUUAUGCUCUAGGUUUUUGUAUUCUGUGAUGGUGACCUACAAAAAAUCUCUAGAAACAUCAUAUUAAGAUUGUUUAUCACUGGGAUGUGAAUAAACCUAGUAUUUUCAGAAACUAGUUGUACUUGUGUGUACAUUUUAAAAUCUUGUAAGCAACCAAAGUUGUGAGAAACAUUUACUGUUGGAAGCAAUCUUUACAUAUAUACAUAUGUCAAAUGCUGUAUUUCUGCAUAAAUUCAUUUCAUUAGGUCUUGCAUUUUGCAUAAAUGUUGUGUUUUGACAAUAUUGUAUCUUGAUUCAGUCACUUGCACCUAUGCCCUCCUCACAGCAAGGUGGAGAAUUUUCUCAACCAAUCUUAUAGUCAUAACUGCUCGCCAUUAAUAUAUUGCCUUAGGCUAUUAAAAAUUAGUUUAGCAAUAAGUCACCUUUACAGCUCUAACCUUAAAGCUGCUUUCUGCAGUCUGAUUAUAUCUAGGUGUCAAACUGCUGCCAGUUUCCAAUCAAUAUUGUCAUGUUAGAUGAAAAGUCUAAUAAUGCAACACAUUGGGACAGCAUUAACAUGAUUCUUGAGUGAUGCCUAGAAGGAACUUGAUUUCUUAAAAUAAUUUGUUCUCUUUCAGAUCUUCUAAUUUUACUGAUUUUAUAAAAAUGUGUCAUUAUUGCCUUGUUUGUGAAACCAAUGAUAACCAUUUUUUUCCUAAAAAGAAUGAUCCGUACUUGACUAUUUGGCGUAAAUAAUAAUCUUUAGUCAAACCACUUUUCUAAUAGACCUAAAUCAACACUCAAAUGACAGAAUUGAAGAAAGGCAGAAUUUGGAAUGAUUUGUAAAAAUUGGUGGUACUGUAGAAUGACCCAAUUACAGAAAAAGCAAUGAUUAUGUUCUGUAGCAGUAUCUUUGUAUCUAUAGGAACCUAGGAUUUACAUUGCUGAAAUUCAUGGCAUUCAGUUAAAAAUAAUAAAAUACACAUGAAACUCCUAGUUGUAGAAAAGUUAGCUGUCCUGCAUAUCUGUUUUGAAUGUAAACAGAUUUGGAGAGGAACUUUGUUUCUGGAGAAGCAUUGGAUAGGUAAGCCAUUGCUCAUAAAAUAAUACCUGGUUAGUUGUUAAAACACAGUUUCAUAAUUUAUUCAAGCUGAUAGAAAAAGAGUACUAGUUUUUAUUUCUCUGAAAAUCUGUAUGGCCCAAAUUUGACUUAUAACUGGUUGUUUUAUAUGGAGACUGGUAUUGAUGAAAGUAAGUCUUAACAAUGACAACAUUGUAACAAUAAAAAUGACUUUCAUGGCAAGUGUUGAAACAAUGUACAGUACAUUAGAAUUUCUGUGUCAAAACUAUACUAUCAAUAAUAAUGACUUGCCUUUCUUGGGGAUUUUGUUAUCUUCUGGAAUUUUUUGUUUUCAAUUUCCUAGGAUCUGGAUUUGUUAUUGCUAUCCUACCCAAGUACUGAUUAUCCAGUUUUGUGGCAUUUUGGUGAAUGCUCUGGAAAUUUAAGAUCUUAUUUUAUACUUUUGAUUGCAAUGCCAUUGAUAGAAAUCAUCUAGAAACUGUUAGAAGAAAUUAUAGAAAUUUCUUGGGUUCAGAUAAUGGGAUCACAGGAUAUAAUAUGUUUUAUUAACACAUCUGUGGAACACUUAAGGUUAUUGAGAAAACAAAUGUCUUCCCAUUCUGACAUGUAUGGGAGGAAUGAUUAAAAAAAAUUAGCAGAUUUUUUUAUCUUUGGCAAUAAACUUGAAAACG
This is a messenger RNA of Protobothrops mucrosquamatus (brown spotted pit viper), 3624 nucleotides long. It is a transcript of the gene NAP1L1, whose product is annotated as nucleosome assembly protein 1 like 1. The record is from RefSeq and is a predicted model, not a curated record. Gene Ontology annotation, molecular function: histone binding; chromatin binding. The transcript has 15 exons. Gene Ontology annotation, cellular component: chromatin; nucleus. Lineage: Eukaryota; Metazoa; Chordata; Lepidosauria; Squamata; Viperidae. Gene Ontology annotation, biological process: nucleosome assembly. Bases 161 to 1342 code for a protein of 393 amino acids.